Messenger RNA from Dioscorea cayenensis subsp. rotundata (Guinea yam), 1615 nucleotides. Its product is annotated as triacylglycerol lipase OBL1-like. Bases 584 to 1447 code for a protein of 287 amino acids. Gene Ontology annotation, biological process: lipid metabolic process. The record is from RefSeq and is a predicted model, not a curated record. Gene Ontology annotation, molecular function: triacylglycerol lipase activity. NCBI's taxonomy places the organism in Eukaryota, Viridiplantae, Streptophyta, Magnoliopsida, Dioscoreales, Dioscoreaceae. The transcript has 4 exons.
UCUUAUAUCCUAUAAACACACUCAACCUUCUUCUCCAAUGGCUUCCAGUGGCUACCAUCUCUUAUUCAUUCCAGAGAAAGCUAGAGCUUCUGAUCUUCUUACCCUUCUCUUCUCUUCAAAAAGCCUUUCAAAUUAUGAGUUCAUUGAUAACAAUUACACUAACCUUCCUCCAAUGAACAUCACCACUAGACUCCUCAUCUUCAUCUUCUUGAUCUUUUCAAUCAUCUCCUCUUCAUCUUCUUUUUCCAAAGCAUGGAACAAGUUCGAAAAUUGCUUGGAGUAUUUCCUUAACAAGUUGUAUCUCAAUGGAGGCCUCUUUGGACUUUUUUGGCACACCUUAACAGGUUCAGUUAUAAGACCUCAUCCCAAGGCAGCUAAUUAUAGAUCAAUCAAAAGUUUUGAAUCUGGUGAAGUGGAAAUACCAAAAAAUUUGAUUUCGUUGGUGGAGCUUGAACUAAAUUUAGACGAAAUGGAUACAAGGUCUCAAGGUACAUCAUCAUCAUCAAUCAUGGAGCUUGCUGCAUUAGCUUCAAUUUUAGGCAUAUGAAAAUGAAGCAAGGAUCAAAGACACAGUUGAUAACAAAUGGCAGUGAACAUCAAUGCUUAUGAAACUGAAGCAUUUAUCUGUUGUGAUAAAAAAGAGGAUCCAAAUUUAAUUAUUGUGGCAUUCCGUGGCACCACUGAUCUUAAUGAUUGGAAAUGUGACUUCAAUUUGAGUUUAAUAAAAAUGAGUGACAUGGGAAUGGUCCAUAUGGGAUUUAUGACUUCUUUAGGACUUGAUACCAAAAAAGCAUGUUCAGGAAAUAAUUGGGAUAUUAACAAAGGUUUCCCAAAAGAUUACACUGGGAAUAAACCUUUGGCAUAUUAUUCCAUAAGAAAAGUCGUCAAAAAUCUUGUGAGAAAACACAAGAAUGCAAAGAUUUUAUUAACCGGUCAUAGUUUGGGUGGUGCACUAGCAAUUUUGUACACUUCACUGCUUGCUAUGCAUGAAGAAAAUGAUUUGAUGAAAGAAAUAAGUUGUGUUAUCACUUUUGGACAACCAAGAGUUGGAGACUCUAUUUUUGGUGAUACCAUGUUGAAAAUUAUAGGAAAGAAAUAUAUUCGAAUGGUUUAUAGAUACGAUAUUGUUCCUCGUAUUCCAUUUAAGCUCCCUUUCGUACUCAAAUUCGAUCAUUUCGGUGCUUGUAUCAGCUACCAUGGUUGGUAUUUUGGGAAGAUGGUGAAGAGGUUGCCAAAUAUGAACUAUUUCAAUGUGUUUUAUUGCCAAACCAUGUUUUGGGAUGCAGUGGUGGAUUUGUUGAGGGCAAUUUGGGGAAUUAAGAACGGAGAAUGGGAAGGAGUUAUGGCCACAUUGUUUAGGGGGUUUUGGAUUAUUUUUCCUGGUGUAGCUUUUCAUAAUACAAGGGAUUACCUUAACUCUGUAAGGAUGGCCAAGAUUGCACAAUAAGUAGGUUGGGUCAAUGCCCUUUUAGGUGUAAUAGGAUGAGAUUGAUGGAUUAUUUAUGAGAGUUUAUUUUUCUUUUGUAUAUUUAUUUUUAUUUUUAUUUUUAUCUGUAUAUUUAUUGUAAGUGUAAUUUGCAAAUAUAUCCCUUAAUAAAAUUCAAAAUUACUAUAA